Molecule: messenger RNA, 1041 nt
Organism: Adineta ricciae
Lineage: Eukaryota; Metazoa; Rotifera; Eurotatoria; Adinetida; Adinetidae
Source: the annotation of a GenBank genome assembly
AUGGAUCAUCAACAUGAGCUGACACUAUUUUGCUCUAUGCAAAAUAUUUCCCGUCGGCUCAAUCAGAUCCUGAGCACCUAUGACCGAUAUCGAACAUUCAGCACACUAAACCUCCAACGCCGCAGAAUCGGUGAUGAAGGGGCAGAACGCAUUGCGAAUGCGUUGCGAAUGAACACGACACUCACCACACUAAACCUCUGGCACAACGAAAUCGGUGCUGAAGGAGCACAAUACAUUGCGGAUGCAUUGCGAACGAACACGACACUCACCACGCUAGAUCUCAGCUAUAACGGAAUCGGUGCUAGAGGAGCACAACACAUUGCGGAAGCGUUGCGAACGAACACGACACUCACCACACUAAACCUCGUUUCGAACAUAACCUUUGCUGAAGGAGCACAAUACAUUGCGGAUGCAUUGCGAACGAACACGACACUUACCACGCUAAAACUCGAUUUGAACGUAAUCGGUGAUGAAGGGGCACAACACAUUGCGGAUGCAUUGCGAACGAACAGGACACUCACCACGCUAAACAUCGAGUCGAACGCAAUGAGUACUGAAGGAGCACAACACAUUGCGGAUGCGUUGCGAGCGAACAGGACACUCACCACGCUAAAGUUCGGCUAUAACAGAAUCGGUGCUGAAGGAGCACAAUACAUUGCGGAUGCAUUGCGAACGAACACGACACUCACCACACUAAACCUCACGUGGAACGGAAUCAGUGAUGAAGGAGCACAACACAUUGCGGAUGCGUUGCGAACGAACACGCUACAGACACUCACCACGCUAGAUCUCGACUAUAACGGAAUCGGUGAUGAAGGGGCACAACGCAUUGCGGAUGCAUUGCGAACGAACACGACACUCACCACACUAGACCUCCGUAGUAACCAAAUCGGUGCUGGAGGAGCAGAACACAUUGCGGAUUCGUUGCGAACGAACACGACACUCACCACGCUAAGGUUCGGCUAUAGCAGAAUCGGUGACGAAGGAGCACAGCGCAUUGAGGAUGCGUUGCGUAGGAAUGCAAGCAUCAAUAUGGUGUAG